Durusdinium trenchii is the source of this 1537-nucleotide messenger RNA. The record is from the annotation of a GenBank genome assembly. Lineage: Eukaryota; Dinophyceae; Suessiales; Symbiodiniaceae.
CCUACAUACAGCCCCAGCCUUGUUGAUGGUAACGCUUACCGAAGAGUCUGGUGCGGCGGUGUGCGGCGGUUACUUCAACUUUGAAAUCAACUCUGUAUCCGACCGCCUUUGACCGGUUGCUUUGUGCCUUCAGCAUAUGAGUUUCUUGACGGCUCACAGCUGCCCGUCGACCCGGCAGCUCUACUGUCCACCCCACCUGCCAUUGGCGAUCCAGGCCACCCUGAAGGCCGCAUCCAGGUCAACGGGGCUUUGGGCCGCCAUGCUGGAAGGUUUGCUGCCUGCGCUGACGGCCGUGCGUCGAGCCAUUACUGCGUCCCUGCAGGAUGAGGCAACCAGCGCGUCUUUGGGCGAUGCCACAUUUAAGCGCUUUGCCCGUGAGUGGAUUGAGCACGAGGCACUGCGCUUGGGAUGCGACCAGGGCUACUGGGAGCGAAAUCUCAACAGCAUUGCUGGAAGGCAUUUGCAGGAUGAGCUUCCGAUGCUCGGUCUCCCUUUGGGACUUUGCCCCACCUGUUGCCUCCAUGGCCACUGGCGCCUGCGUGUGGUGAUCCUUCGGAACCCCUUUUCGCGCCUCGCGAGCUACUGGGGAGACUGGCGGAAGCGCAAAGGGAAGCAGUUGGCGCCAGAGAUGACGUUUGAGGUGUGGCUCUCCGAGUUCCUGAGCGAUGCUCCCAACUCCUCGCUCUUCGAUGCCCGCGACGCCUUUCAUGUCGAGCCCGCCUUCCAGCGCCCGCUGCGCCCCAACCAGGAGGUGGUCUUCUUGGUGGAGGACCCACGAGGUUCCCUGCACCGCUUAGAGCAGCGUCUUUGUGACGCACCAUGGCACUUGUGCCUGUCCUUGCCACCAUUCCCGGGCGGGGCAGAAGGCGCUCAGCGACGGCAACACCAAAUGCCUUGGAGCGCGUCGAACCUUCUCAAGGUCCUCCACCGCUACCGAUUCGACCUGGCGGCCGAGCAGUUCGCGCGGCAAGAGGAGUCCCAAGCUGCUCGGCGACGAGCCUUUCAGGCCUACUUUGCAGAUGAAGGGCAUUGCACCACGAGCCAGUGCGACUUCUUCCAGGUGCCGCGGGCUCGUGAGUUCUCGGUGGAUCGGAUGCAACGACCGGUGGUGGCCUCUUCUUUCCUUGGGGCUAUAGAGGCACCGGCUGCAUCAUCCACAGUGAGAGUGCUGACAGCUGCGCCUCCUUUGCGGAGUUCCUUCACAAUGUACCACGGCGACUUCCGGUCCGAGUUGUGCAGUGAUGGUGAGGCCAUGCGGAUCGACCCUGAGGGCAAACCAUACCUGGUGGACACCCAAGCUCGACAUGACGUCCAGCUGGACUUCGCCUUGAUGAUCGCUUUGGUGAUCUUCGUUGGAACUGCAGUGGCGGGCGUCACUUUCGGGAUGAAUCAGGCCAAGAAUCGUGAGGCCUCCGCAGGCUCAGAGGCCUUUGACGCCCCGGUAGCCGCUGUGGCCGGUGCUGGCGCUGUCGCAUCGCCUGCGGCGAAGACAAAGGCGAAGGCGAAGCCCAAGCCAAAGCCGAAGGCGCAAUCCUAG